Messenger RNA from Anopheles arabiensis, 7225 nucleotides. It is a transcript of the gene gukh, whose product is annotated as mucin-19. The record is from RefSeq and is a predicted model, not a curated record. Gene Ontology annotation, cellular component: cytoskeleton. Gene Ontology annotation, biological process: actin cytoskeleton organization. The coding region runs from base 797 to 5971 and encodes 1724 amino acids. The transcript has 6 exons. NCBI's taxonomy places the organism in Eukaryota, Metazoa, Arthropoda, Insecta, Diptera, Culicidae. Gene Ontology annotation, molecular function: protein kinase A regulatory subunit binding.
UCAACGUUCCCACUGUGCAUGGGGUGUAAUUAACAACAAAAAAAUAGUGCCGUGAGUUCCCAUUCGCACGACCGAAGCCGCGUGAGUGCUCGCCGUUCGCUCAGUUUCUCCGAAAAGGGCAAGCGUGCAGGAUGUGGUCGCCGUGUCGCUCCGUCCGAAAACCGUUCUAAGCUUGCGCGUAGCAUGCAAUUUCCGGUAAAGUUUGGCCAAUGGUUUUUUGGGAGUGAUGGUUUCUAGCAACAAAUCAACCACCCAGGCAUGCCAGUGUUAGUAGCUGCAGCGUAGCAGAGAAACCCAAGAGAGAGGAAAAGCAAAUCUUCCCACGCCUGCACGAAUGUGUUUCUGAAAGUGUAGCGCGCGUGUGUGUGUGUGUGUGUGAUGAAAGGUGUCCAGCAUCCAGUAAGGCCAGUUUGCCCGUUGCCCAUUCUCGUUCGCAUUCCAAUGUGCUGGGCGCUAAGUGAUGCUGUGUGCAAGAAGAAGCCGAUGAUGAUGCUGAUGAUGUUUCGGUUGUGAAGUGGUGUUGGUUUCUCCUUUUGUUUUAUGCUGAGAAAAGUGCCUACUGAGAAAAAAGCAAAAGAUCGUGUGCAGAAGAAAAUUAAUUGAAGCAGCACAUCCAAACCAAACCUGUGCGCGUUCAAAAAGUCAUUGACGAGCAGGUCACUGUUCGUGUGUGUGCGUCUGUGUUUGAUUGGUAUUGGUCAGCAAGAUACGUGUGCGUGUGUGCGUGUGUGUGUUGAUUGUUUCCUCAAACCCCAAACCAGGACCACCCAGGUGUUGCAGCACAACAUGAGGCAAAAUGCCGUUCGUGAAGCGUGUCGUAACCCCCAAGUACAUCGCCCGCUCGUCCAAGUUGGCGCUGCAGCCGUACGCGGCCGCCCCGACCAUCCCGGUGGCGGACAAUGAGUUCGAGGCGCUGACCAACGUGACGCUCAGCAAUGCGCUGCGCCAGCUCGCGUCGCUCGUCUACAUCUCGAACCAGAUCUUCACCGAGCUGCACCAGGAGCUGUCCAGCGUGAAUGAGCGGUCGCUCGGCAUCAAGCAGCGGAUCGACCGGCUGUCCGCGAAGGUGGACCAGUGCGAUCCGAAGCAGGUCACCGUGCCCGAGAGUGACCUCGAUACGUUCGUGCAAAUUAAGCAGCACUACACGACCAAGUACCAUGUCGACACGGGGCUGUUCACCGUGGCCACGCGGUCCGAGACGGUGCAGGAGCUGUACGAGGCGGCGGCCAAAACGCCCGUCGCCACGAUCGCCGAGAUGGACCGGAUCAUGGGCAACAUUGCCGGCAACAGUACGGAGGCGUUCAUCUGCACGCCGAUCCUCAGCCGGCAGCGGCGCAACGCGCGCACCAACAACGUCGACCUGGACAUCGAAGUCAGUCUGCCAACGGCCGUUCAGGAUCUACGCAAAUGGACAUCGACCGAGGCCAUCGGCGACGUUACGACCGGCAUCGCGUGCUCCGCCAAGAUCGCAUCCCACAGUUCCACCAACAAUUCCGUCCUACCGUACAUUACCGAAUCGCCCACUGAUCUGACGGACGCACCGACCACCUCCAACAUGGCAGCGUCCGGUGACGAAACGGACCUCGAUGCAAUCACGACCCUAGCGGAAUCGGGCAUCCCAAGCAGCAACACUAGCGGCGAUGAUCGUGUCGAUCACCUGCUGCCCUCCCCGGCCGAGCAAUGCCGCAUUUUGGCCUCCAAGUUCCCCGCGGAAACGAUCAAGAUCGACACCUCGGGCCGGGCGUUCGACCGCAUGUCGUCGACGCGCAAGUCGCUGGUGUGCUACACGACGACACGGCAGAAGAAGGAGGGUGACGCGGCCAAACCGGAAGAGGAUACGGUCAGGCGGAGGUCCCGGUUGAGGCGCCCGCGAGGCAAGCGGCGCAACACGAUCGCCAGCUCGGACCAGCGGGAAAUUGCGGAAGUCAUCAACAAGGGAGAACCCGAGAGCGGUACGGUGGACGAGCAUCCGGUGUGCGAUUUCGGCGAGCUAAUGCCGGCGAUACGCAGCAAGUCGGGCGAUCUGCUGCGCAAGGAACCGUCCUUCUCGGCCGAGUGGGCCAAGAGCUUCAACAAGAUGUCUCACUUCAACUCGCUCAAGCAGUGGGGCAUGAACCGGCUGCGCAUGAUGAACCGCGACUCAUCGUCGGCGAGCCAGCGCGACAAGGAUCAGGACAUUGACGACUUCAAUAUCCACGAUACCACGCUCGCGCGGCAGCCCAGCGUCGGGGGGAGCCGGCGCCGGGGCGGCAGCACCACCGACAGGGAGAAGCGCCUUUCGCACGAUCGAAAGCCGUCUUACUCAUCGUCGGAGCGCAGCUCGACCGGCAUUCUUGGGGGAACGGCGGCGUACCUGCCCGCCUCGAUCAACCCGGUGAAGCUGCGGGAAACAUCCACGAUACGGCGCCAGCGUCGCACGGCACUGGGCAACCGGGAUGAGCCGCACUCGUCCAGCGGCAACUGGAGCGCGAGUUCCGAAUCGGGCAGGACGUCGAUCGGUAGCGAGAUCACGACGACCAACACGCACCCGAAAUCGAGCGCAUCCAGCACGUCGUUGAACCACAGCAAUCCGAUCAGUUCGAGCGCUCCGCCGAGUUCGAUCGUGAGCCGGCGUCGGUUCUUCAACACGUCCGCGUCGAGCAGUGUGACGAGCGAGGGAACGAUCACGCCGGAUCUGCAGACGUUUGACUACCACGAUGAGGGCGGUGAGACGAGCUCGGUGUAUUCGUGCGAUACGGAGGGAUACUACACCUCGUUCCACGUCGAUUCGGGACUGAAAACGCUGAAGGAGGAAGAACCCAUGACGCCGCUACAGUCGACGACGGCUCUAUCAAGCAUUACGUCGUUUUCGAGCUCGGGCAAUACGACCGUGGUGUCGGAUUACGACGUGUACGGGAAGGGUUCGACGUCCACGACGACCAGCUCGGCCGGCACGAUCUGCACGGUGCUGGCGGAGGGUGACAAGAGUGUCAGUGCCAGUGCCUCCAACCUGCCCAAAAUCCCCGAGCGCAAGAGCUCGCUGACGAAGCUGAACCGCAGCAACAGCACGGCCAGCAAUGGCACGCUGGAGCGCAGCUAUUCGAGCAGCACGCUCGGCAGCACGCUGGACAGUACCGGCACGAUCAAGCGCAACGGCGUGCUGAUCCAGAAGGAGGUGCUGAAGAUCCUGCGGCAGGAGAACAACAACCGCCUCGACGUGGCGGACGGCAAUGCGCCCAAGGUGGCCGGGACGCCGGGAGCAGUGCAGCCGUCCAGCAGUGAGGCGGCCAGCAGCAAGCUUCCGCCCACGGCCGAGCCGGAACACUCCGAAUCGUCCGACGUGGAGUGCGUGGAGCGUACCGAAAGACUGAAAGUGAAGACAACGAUCAACACGAGCCGCAUUCCUUCCAUGUGCAUCAUCACCCCGACGAACAGUGACGAUGAGCAGCCGCCGGCUGGCUCGGCAACGGCGAAGGCGGCCACGCAGAGGGAUAAUAAAUCGACCGACAAGGCAGGUAUCGGUGCCGGCAAGCGACGGCCCACCCUCACCGAGUCGACCUCCUUCGAGCUGAAGAAACCGAAAGACUUCCGCAAGCACUCGCUGCUCCCGCUGAACAACGUGUUCGAUCGGAUCAAGGGCGCGCUGCCACAUUUGAAGAAAUCGCCCACCAAGGAGGACGCGACGGGUGGCUUUUCCACCACCACCACCAGCCCCAAGGAUCCCGAGGAGGCGGCCGUUGGUGGUGGUGAGUAUGUGGAGAUUUCCAAGGGGCGCAAAACACCGAACGAGCUGACAGUGCGGCGCAAUCUGGCCACCGUGCUGUCGGGCAAUCUGAACGAGGAGACGGAGUACGUCUCGCUGAACGAGCUGCCCUGCAACAUCAAGUGUGAGGGCGCCAACUUCCUGGCGCUGGAUGAGGAGGGCAAAGGAGGCGAAGUGGAAGGGUUACCGGCUGCUGCCACCGAACCCAGCGAGGAUGCGCUGCAACAAUCGGGUCAAGAUGGCGGAAGCGGUGGGCCGGGCAUGGGCGGCGUCGGGCGGCAGGCUGCGCUGAAGGGUGCUGCGCGCGUGAAGCUGGAUGCGAACGGGCGAGCCAUUUUCUCAUCUGACAGCUUGAAGCGACGGAAGGGUGCCCACACGACGUUCGCUCCCGGCCCAUGCGUAAAGGAUGUGUCGUCGCGCGAAGCGCAAUGUAAACAACAGCAUCCUCCUGGGCAGCAGCAGCAGCAGCAACAGUACGCAGUAAGCAAUGCUGGCGGCACAGUGAGUACAACGAACCCAGUCAUCGGUGGUGCACCCGCACUACUGCCCACAACGCGAACACUACUGCUGAAGCGGCCGCUCGUGUCGGCCCGUUACGGUACACCGCGCAUCGGACCAGCUCCGGCAGUGGAGCCAGCGAAGAAAACACUCGUGGCCACGAUUCUCCCCAACAGUGCCAAACCCGCACAGCAACCGCCGCCCCUUCGCCGGGAGGCCCGCGAACUAGCCAGCAUGCGUUCGUUCUCGCCGUACGGGGCGGACGUGAGCAGGGGCGACCACCGUGGUGGUGCCGCGUUCUACGCUGGUGCUGCACCGAUUGCAGCGUAUCAGGCGCCCUCGGUCGCGGGAACAGCAACGGCAUCAGCAGCAGCAGUAGGCCAUGCGAAACUGUACCCCGAAGGUGCACACUCACUGGACCGUUCUAGCAUACGGAACUGGUAUCCGGACAAGCUAACCGUUCAGCGCAAUCCCAGCGCCGCCACCACGCUGCCCACGCGACCCGACUACGCGCGAACGUACCGGGCGGCGGCCGGCCAGGACUACGCACCGCCCCGUGCGCUAAUGUCUGCCGGCGGGUUCGCCAGUCCGCCGGCCAGCCCGCUCGUACCGGACACCGCCGUGCCCGAUCCGCACAGUCUGUACGCGAUUCCGAACAAGGUGAAGCCUUCCCCGCUUGCCGCCGCCGUGCCGAAGCCAAUGGACCGUAGUCUCCGCUCGAUACUGGCCGAGCAGAGCGAGCUGUCGCCGAUCAAACCCUGCCAAACGAACCCCUUCAGGACGUCCACCCCGUCGAAGGAGGACGAGGCGCUGGGAGCGUUGGGACCGCUGCACCACCGUCUCCUGUCGUCGAACGUGCGGUCGCUGGGCAACUCGCCGGUACAUUCGGGCCGGUCGACACCGCGCGAACUGCUCGAAUCGUCGCAGCCUGUCGGUGGUGGAACGCCACGCGGCCGGCACAGCUGGGCCUCGAACAGCGUCGAGGUGCCGAACACAUGCUCGGACCGGCUCGGCACACCCAAGACCAGCCUGAUGGACUUUAAGAAGCUGCUGCUAGCUCACGGCACCAAGACGCACGCCAGCCCGGGCUCCAAGAUGUCCGCGGUGGAGAUGCUGAAGAAGAGCAAGGAGUCGGCCGCCACACGGCCCAAGGAUCAGUCGAGCGGCGGCUCGCCUGCUUCGUCCAGCGGGAUGGCCAUACUGGACAUGUCUGCUUCGCCGAAGAUGUACAGCUUCCGGCGGAUAGCGCAGCAGGGCGGGUACGGUGGAUCGCCCACGAAGGGUGCAGGGAGUGGCGGCGGCGGUGGUAGUGGUAAAGGUGCUGCCGGACGUUCCAACUGGCGCUACAACAAUAUGCGCACGGGCGUCAUCUCCACCGCCAUCCCGGAAGCGAACAGUGAGGAAGACAUCGUUCCACCGGCGCCGGCGACGACGACAAAGAGCGUCGAGCGGGAGGAACCCGUUCGUGCGUCCGGGAAGGCACCGGAAGGCGAGAGCGGUGGUGUGGUCGAGGAAGCGAUCAGCAGCUUUAAGGAGAACAUUUUCCUCAAAGAGGACGAAAACAAUUUCAUGCGCGGCGAGGUACCGCGCAUGACGAAAUCGUUCGCCGGCUUCUCGACCGUGGACGGGCGGAAGGAUAUGGCGGGCGGAAAGCUGUUGCAGGCCGCACGGGACCAGGAAGCGGCGGAUGAGGCCGCUUCCAAGCAGGCAGCACUCGAGACGGCACUCUAGAAGGGGGUGUGGGAAAGAAGCGCGAAUGCCACGCGUCACGACUUUCAAGACUUAAGCUACUUCUAUUAAGCCUUCAAACUUAAUCCGCCCCAAAAAGAGGACUUUACGCCGCGUGUGUUUAUGUGUGCGUGUGUGUGUGUGUCUGUGUGCGCAUUUGCGUGUCUAUCCAGAGCUGAGAGAUGGGUGUAUUCCCCCGGUUGUGUGGCUCUUGUAUUUAUCCUUAUUUAUUCUAAUUUAUUUCCUGUGUGUUUUUUUUUGUUUUGUUCAACUGUUGUUUAGAUAUUUAUGAAGCAAUCACACUCAAGCGGAACCCCCAUUCGGGAGCGGUUCCCUUCGCUGGCGCUCCCUUUCUCGCUUUUACUCUUGCCUUUAGUUGCUUUAAGAAAAAUUGUUAAUUUAAAACAAAAAAAAAAUCAUCGCCUUUCUUUCGCCUUUUAGCUUCCCUCCCCCUUUCCUUCUAUUUCCGAUACUACCCCACCCACCCGCGGCGGUGUGUUGGCAAUGCAUUAGGCAAAAAAGUAGAAGAGACUUUGCCGCGUGGCGAUGCGCUAUACUAUUGCGCAAAGCGAAUUAAGGAAUGGAAUGAUUUCGUUAGUAAUAGAAAAAAGGCCAAAAUUCUUCCGAUCGAUUAGAUACAGAGAGGCUCUCGCUGAACGUGAAAAGUGUGCUAUUUUGGCAAGAUUUCAAUAGGGAAUUCCAGUGCCGGAGGAGAUUCGCCAAAAAAAAAAUGAAAAAAAACGGAAAAACAAUCAAUACGCUAGCAAUGCAAGCCAAUUAAUGGUAAUAUUUAAAAUUUAAGAGGACUCAAAAACGACUCAAAACCCCUUUACUAAUUCGAUCGCUGUACUAGACAAGAAACACAUACAAAGUAUUAUCAUGCAAAAGAUGAGGCGGCCCCAAUACGCGUGUGGCGCACUACUCUAGGAGCACAUAUUCGACGUAGUUUCAUUCAUAUCAAGGCUAGUAGCAUUUAAGGCUUUAUCUUCGUAUGCAUUUACAGCUAAAUUGCCCCCGCAGCUCGGUUAGCAUUUUUUAUUAUUAUUAUUUUCCUGUUUUGGUUUGAUGAACGGUGUUGUGUGAGCCGCCGCUGCGUUUCGGCAGCAGCCAGCUGGUGUGUGGCACAGGCAGCUAAUAGGACUAAACUAUUGCGAAGAGCGAGGACGUGUUCAGAGCAUUAUUGUUGCAUUAUUGAAUGGAGACAUAUUUAAUGGAAGCAAUUUAAGAGAAUAAAGCAUUAAAAUAUUUAGCGGUUAA